AAUCAAACCACCUAUUCCAUUCGACGUCGCCUCCUACCGAACUAGGAGUCUUCCUAUUAGCACGCCUCCCUCACACCUUCAUACACCAUGGCUCUUAAGAGAAUCAACAAGGAACUUACUGACUUGGGCCGUGACCCGCCCUCGUCCUGCUCUGCUGGCCCUCUCGGAGAGGAUCUGUUCCAUUGGCAAGCAACUAUCAUGGGUCCCAGCGACUCGCCAUACUCCGGUGGCGUUUUCUUCCUCAACAUCCAUUUCCCUACCGACUACCCCUUCAAGCCCCCAAAGGUCAACUUCACCACCCGUAUCUACCACCCCAACAUCAACUCGAACGGCAGCAUCUGUCUGGACAUCCUGAGGGACCAAUGGAGCCCUGCUCUCACAAUCUCCAAAGUUCUCCUUUCUAUCUGCUCGAUGCUCACAGAUCCCAACCCGGAUGACCCGUUGGUUCCCGAGAUCGCCCACGUCUACAAGACUGACCGUCCCCGGUACGAGUCAACUGCUCGCGAGUGGACCCGCAAGUACGCUAUCUGAUUUCCGCAAUGAAAUUCUCUUCUCAACCGCGUCUACGUCUUGUCUUCUUUCGCGCUCCGUUUAGAUCAGAUCCGAAGCCUGGCGUACCGCGAUCGUAGAUCCUUUCCCUCCCCUACCCCGUUUGCUUUCUAUGUGAAACAUUUGCGAAUCUUUUUUUACCCGUUUUCUGUUCUCUUUUCUAUAUCUUUUGGCGGGAAAUGUCAUAUCCAACGAUCAUUAUGACCACUCCUCAUGCAUUUCAUGGCAUCGUUUUUCUCUGUUUCGUUCAAUGGAGUCGGGAUUCUACAUUGCUGGGACCUCACCGGGAGGUUUCUGGGGUGGACGUGGAGGCUCGUUCGUGGAAGUGAAAGAUAUCCGGAUGGCGUGUGAGGGAGUUGUGUUGAUAGCGGUUAGGAUGAGAUCAAUGACAACCGUUGACCGG
Messenger RNA from Aspergillus ruber CBS 135680, 952 nucleotides. RefSeq names its product putative ubiquitin conjugating enzyme (UbcD). Gene Ontology annotation, cellular component: nucleus. Gene Ontology annotation, biological process: protein polyubiquitination; ubiquitin-dependent protein catabolic process. Lineage: Eukaryota; Fungi; Ascomycota; Eurotiomycetes; Eurotiales; Aspergillaceae. The transcript has 5 exons. The record is from RefSeq and is a predicted model, not a curated record. Bases 88 to 531 code for a protein of 147 amino acids. Gene Ontology annotation, molecular function: ubiquitin conjugating enzyme activity.